This is a messenger RNA of Mytilus trossulus (common blue mussel), 1617 nucleotides long. Its product is annotated as U6 snRNA-associated Sm-like protein LSm8. Lineage: Eukaryota; Metazoa; Mollusca; Bivalvia; Mytilida; Mytilidae. Bases 76 to 366 code for a protein of 96 amino acids. The transcript is spliced from 4 exons. Gene Ontology annotation, biological process: mRNA splicing, via spliceosome. Gene Ontology annotation, cellular component: U6 snRNP; precatalytic spliceosome; U4/U6 x U5 tri-snRNP complex. Gene Ontology annotation, molecular function: RNA binding. The record is from RefSeq and is a predicted model, not a curated record.
AUAUAACCCAUAGCCGUUCCGAUGUUCGAGGAAAUACGUUCGGAACUCAACUUGAUUUAUCUUUAAUUUUUGAAAAUGGCUUCAGCGUUGGAAUCGUAUGUGAAUCGUACAGUUUCUAUAGUUACAGCAGAUGGAAGAAUAAUUGUGGGAACUUUGAAAGGAUUUGAUCAAACAAUCAACUUAAUUCUAGAUGAGAGCCAUGAGAGGGUAUAUAGUGCUACACAAGGAGUAGAACAAGUCAUUUUGGGACUGUACAUCAUCAGGGGAGAUAAUGUAGCUUUGAUAGGAGAGAUAGAUGACGAGGCUGACCAGAGAUUAGAUUUUAAUGACAUUAAGGCUGAACCUUUGAAUUCAGUUUUACAUUGAUGGAAAGGAUAAAAAGACCUGUUAUUGCUUGGAAAUAAAUAUCAGCUUGGUCAUAUUCCAGGAUUUUUAGGACUUACAACCAAAGAAGAUGUACUUUUAAUUACAUAAAUAAAUGCAAGCUGAUUAAGAGAGGGAGAGAGAGAUUUUCAAUACUUGUGUAUGGUUUUGUGCUAAAUUGACAUUUUUAAAGUGUUUAAAAGUGUCAUUGAAUAUUUUGAAAUAUGUCUCCCUAAAGAAAAUAAAAGGAAGAUUAAUUUUAUUGCAAUUACAUAAGGAAAAUGUUAAAAAUUUGAAAUGUAUCAAUUAAAUUAUUUUUAUUUUGUGCAUUUCAUUUUUGAAAUCAUUUAUUUUGUUUAAAAGAUAAUUGAAUGAGAUAUUUGAUUUUUCUGUUGGUUCACAGCUACUUGUUUAGACUCAGCUGACUACGAAAGAGGAAGGAUAUAUGCAUCAUUUCAUGAAUACCCUUAAUUGGUCUUUAGAUGUUUGAUUAAGUCAACAAGGAUGAUGGCUUCAAUUGCUAUCUUAUUAACCUAACUUUUUCCUUUUAUUUGUUCUAUUUGUUUUAUUUUAAUAGAAAUAUUGAAUAUAAAAAAUAAAAGAAGAUGACAAAUAAUAGAGACACAUAGAGUUUACAGGGUAAUAUACCUUGUCGCUACAACAAAUUUCUAAAUAAUCCAAAAUCUAAACGAAUUGCUUCAUAAAAGUGAGUUCAUCAGUACUUGGUGUAAUGAACUAUAAAACAGUAUCAAAGAAAGUGUAUUGUACAUGUUGUAGAUUGAGUCAGUUUGAAAGAAAGAGUAUUGAUAAUUUAAAGAUCAUUUGUUUGUUUAAUUUUAAAUGUGUUGUUUCAACAUUCUACAGAACAAGUCAGAUGAAUGCAUUCCAUAUUUAAUAUAUAUGUAGAAAAAAAAUAAGUCUGUAUUCACCCUCAGGAAUCGGAAGUUCUAUCAAUAAAAUUCUGUAAAUAAUAAAGUUGACUAUCAAUAUAGCUUCUCGUACGAGAAGCUCUAUUGAAAGUCAACUUUAUCAUUUACAGAAUUUUGAUGACAGAACUUCCGAUUCCUGUGGUUCACCACAAAUUCAUGGACACUUGUAACUCAGGAACGAAGUCACCUCCAUAGUAAAUACUGAUCCUACAUAUAGAGAAGCAUGGUGUAUUUAUCUUCUUACCAAAAGUUCAGUUUGCACUUGUCAUUUUAUCAUGUUUUAAUUCAUAAAUGUACAAAGGCACACAUUAAACUAUUUUAUACA